Messenger RNA from Colletotrichum higginsianum IMI 349063, 1185 nucleotides. RefSeq lists its product as uncharacterized. The transcript has a single exon. The record is from RefSeq and is a predicted model, not a curated record. NCBI's taxonomy places the organism in Eukaryota, Fungi, Ascomycota, Sordariomycetes, Glomerellales, Glomerellaceae. The coding region runs from base 1 to 1185 and encodes 394 amino acids.
AUGUAUGUCUGGAAAAUCGACACCGCCAGACUCGCAUCUGGACAGGUAAACGAUACAAAUAAGCAUCUUAUCAGACUCAUGAACUCGGCUCUGCAAGAACGACACAUGGAGCAGGGGUGGUGUUACGAUGAGCCCCUAAUCGGCCAUCCUUUUCUCGAGGUCGUCUUCGCACAUAGCUCUGGGAGAUGUAAGAGCACUGCGUGGCCUAACGACUACGUCUUCCGUCCUGUCAGACCGGAUCUCAAUUCCAACGAAUCCUCUGUCGUGGUCAAUACUGACUUGGCCAGGCUGGCAUCAAGAUACAACAUCCGCAUCAAUGAGCUGCACAAGUUCAUGCGUUUCCCACCCGUCCGAGCCGUCAUCCGCACCCUCCUCAUUGAGCUAGAGCGCCCGGAAGCACAGCCAGGUCCCCAACUGGACGAAGAGGGCAUCAUCAACAGCGUAGACGAGUCGAUACGUGACUCGAGUGCCUCGGAACGACAAGUGUUGCUGACGCAGCCCACCACACUAGGAGAAGAGUUCGCCGAUCGGUCCCUGGUAUCAUGCCUCGUCAAGUUGUGCUCCCAUUUCGAGAGCUGGCUUUUCUGGGACUUUGGGUCCUGUGACGGCCGGUCCAUUGUAGAGGUCCUCGUCGGGGUCGUUGGGCUCUUUUGCAAUGCAUGGGUCCAUGCUCCGACUAUCGACGUGUCCUGGACACGUCUCAGUACGCCCUCUUUGCCUGCUUCCAUUACUCAUGAAGCCAUAAACGACGUAGAGUCCCCUCGUUGUCCUGGUCUCACGCCCGAAAUAUGGUUUCAAUGGUCUCUACUCUACGAUCCCUGGAUCAGACGAUCUCACGCGGCUCAGCUCCUGAGCCUCGACAGAGACCAAGACACUAAACCCAUCGUCAUCCCCGCCCUUAUCGCGGCGGUGUCGCAGCCAGAGCCGGAGAAGGCAGGCCGUGUCGUCGUGAAAUACCAAAAGAAGCCCGAAGAGGAACGCUGGGCGUUCAAAUCCAUCCUCGACUCUAGAUGGACUGGAAAGACACCACGGACUGGGCUGCAGUAUCUCGUCGACUGGGAAUACGCAGAGCCGACCUGGCAGCCGGCGAAGGACCUGUCGGGGUGUGAUCGAUGGGUGGUCGGCUUUCACCGAGGUAAUUACGGGAAGCCUGGCCCGGUGUCUAGAUUGAAGCGCUUUCUCUAA